Triticum aestivum (bread wheat) is the source of this 2837-nucleotide messenger RNA. RefSeq lists its product as uncharacterized. Bases 111 to 2744 code for a protein of 877 amino acids. Gene Ontology annotation, molecular function: protein binding. The record is from RefSeq and is a predicted model, not a curated record. The transcript has 2 exons. NCBI's taxonomy places the organism in Eukaryota, Viridiplantae, Streptophyta, Magnoliopsida, Poales, Poaceae.
AAAAAACGAGUCUUUUCCUGCGCCUCGCCUCCGCCAAGGGGACGCCAAUCCUCCUGCUGAAGGAACUCUGAGCCCGCAGGACGCGAUUCGACCCCGCCUUCCCAUCGGGUAUGUCAGACCUCGAUUGGGCGUUGAAGAUGGAUAGCAGCAGGGGGGAGGAUACCAUGCCGAGGGAGGUCACCAAGGGGAGGCGAAGGGGGGUACACAUGGCCACUGCACGAGAUGGUUGCGCGGCAUCGCUUCCCUACGAGAUGAUCAUGGAGGUGCUGCAGUGGCUCCCCAUCAAAUCUGUCUUCCGCUUCCGGGCAGUUUGCCGCAGCUGGGCUGCGCUGCUAUCUUCUGACGAAUUCCGCCGCCUCCACAUGGCAGCAGCUAAGGCCGCAAGGCGGCCGGCACCACCAGCCAAGCUGAUGUACAUCUCGCCUACCGCCACAUUCGACUCCACCACAGUCUACUCGUGUUCCUUCUCGCGGUCAUCAUCAUCAGGCCGCCCCAGAGAUCGCGGGGACUUACUGUUCACCAUCGAAGGUGCCCGUGGCAACUGUGUGGAAGUAGUGACGCCCGCACCGUGCCAUGGCCUCACGCUUCUCUAUGAUGCUCUCGACACGGCCUACUACAUCUGCAACGCGGCCACACGGGCUGCCACGCGUCUGCCGCCUUCCGCUGUACGAGGAUCCAAGUCCACUGCUGGGCUGGGGUUUGAUGCCCACACAGACGAGCACAAGGUGGUCAGGUUGAUCAAUGGGUUGGUUCAUGAGAGAGACUUGAAGUUGGUGAGGUGCGAGGUGUACACGACUGGAGGCCGUUUUGGGGAUUGUUGGAGGCCUGCCGCCGGAGGAGUACCCUCCAACCUGCGUGAAUUUGCACGUGCCGCUGUUAGCAAUGCGUGUACCAACAAAUUAUCUCCUGUGUUUGCCAAUGGUUGCCUGCACUGGUUGAUGAACCCUUCCUAUUUCAUCACGACUCCAAGUGUUGCCAUCAUGUCCUUUUCGGUUGCAGAGGAGACCUUCGCAUGUAUCCGGUCACCGCCCUUCUGGGUACCAGGAGCGCCGCCGGCCUCCUGGUUGGCCUCAUCAGGAGAGCAACUAAUGGAGAUGGAUGAGCAACUAUGUUUGGUUCGCAACAGAAUCCCUCAUGGUAGUAACACUUUGGAGAUCUGGAAACUGCUGGACUAUAGCUCUGAUGACUGGUUACUGAAUCAUCGAAUUCAUUUGUCGGGGCACCUGGCAAGAGAUUUGCGUCAGUCACAAAUUUUGAGAGUUAUUGGAUCUUUUCGUAGUUACAGGUCACCAAGGAAGAAGAUAAUCAUCACUACUAGCAUGCACAAGAUUUUCAACAAGUAUCAGAAAAUGGUUCACACCUAUGACCCUAGGUCUGAGGCUCUGGAAACCAUUCUUUCAAUCACGGAGACACACUCAAUUCCAGAAUAUGCUUGUCCUAGUUCAAGAUUCGGUUUCAUUCAAGAGACCCUUGCUCCCGUGCAUAGAACAGAUGAAGCCUUGUCAUCUGACCUGGCAAAGGUGACUCGAGAGAUCCUACUCCGCCUCCCAGCUAAAUCAGCCAUACAGUACAAAUUUGUCUGCAAGAAGUGGUUCAGAUUGAUUGAGAGUGAAAACUUCAUUCGGUCAUACUUUCAGCAUAAGAACAUGGACAAAAGACCUAAGUUCAUGCUUGUGGUCAAGAGCACUGGACAGUUGAGCUUCAGUUUCGCUCCAUUGAAUAAAUGCCUCCAAGAAGCUCCUAGUCACAGUACAUUGCUUGAUACGAAGGUGGUUUGCUCUAAGCCUUGCCAUGGGCUGAACUUGGUAAGCACCGAGACGAAGGACUAUCUCUGCAAUCCAUGUACAGGUUUCCACAGGGUUUACCGUAACCUGGGGCCAAAUUUGCACCUUCCCUCGAGAAUGCCUAAAGCAGAAGAGCAUGCUUUUACAGUCGGCAAUAAAAAUGUUGGCUUGACUUUCAGCCCUUCGACUCGUCAACAUGUUAUCGUGGAAAUCUUCUAUCACCGGAAGGACUUCAAAUCUCGUCAGUAUGACAUGACAUGCGCGUUAUACUGGUGUAACUCUUGGAGUGCUGCCCAACAGAUCUCGGUACCUCCUCUGCCUGUGAAUGAUAUGCCACCGGCCUAUGUUGAAGGAAUGCUGUACUGGAUGAGUGAACCAAGGUUGGGACAGUGCUGUGAAUGGGCCAUUGUCUCAUUCAACCUUGCUAAAAGAACGUUCGAUGUCGUCCCGUGUCCUUCGUGGUUUGCAAGAUGGAAUAGCAGAAACAGCUGUCGUGCAUUUGUUGUUGAGCUUGAGGGAGUAUUAUGCGCUGUCCUAGCAGAUCCAGUGGCAGACAUAUUAGAUGUAUGGAAGCUAGAGCAUGGCCAAUGGGGCAGAGCAUACACAAUUAACCUGGAAGCAUGUCCUGGCUAUUCCCUCAAGACAAGUAUUGUGGUGCCAUUAGCUGUUGGUCCUGAUCAUGGGAGGAUCCUGCUCAACACUGGGAGGAAAAUAGGUCUAUAUGAUCCAGUAGAGCAAACAAUUCUAAAUCUGCAUUCACUUGAUCAGGUGCAGCUUGCCAGUAGUCCACUUCUUGAUAUGCCUUCAACUUCUUCAGGGAAUAGUUUGACAUGCUCCAAAGAAGAGUUAGCGGCGGAGAUGAAUAGAAUGGACUCUGAAAUUAUUCCUUUUGUUCCUAUGUUAUAUGAGGAGAGCCUAGCAUGUUACUCCAGUGUGCGCAAAGCAAAAAUGCUGUGGUGAGACAUUUUCAAGGCACAUACUCUACCUUCUUACUAGACCAUAAAAAAGGCGCAGCAAUCUUAAGAAAAUAUAUCUCAAAAAAAUCCGAAAGAA